This is a messenger RNA of Lodderomyces beijingensis, 1794 nucleotides long. The record is from the annotation of a GenBank genome assembly. Lineage: Eukaryota; Fungi; Ascomycota; Pichiomycetes; Serinales; Debaryomycetaceae.
AUGAUGCUUGCCCUCAGUUCAGAAGAUUACCAUGAUUCAAGUAAUAAGGGCAAACCGCGACUACCUAAGUCUCAGGGAGUACAAGACGAUAAGGUAUUAGACAAAAGUGUUGCUAAAGAUUUGCUUGGAACCAUUCUUAUUGACCCUAGAGAUAAAAGAACCCUAGGUGCUUGCCGUGAACCAAGGACUGUUGAUCUGAAGCUUAUCGAGGACGGCAUCAAUGUCAGCAAUGAGUCUCAAACUACAAAUGCUGGAGAGUUUGCAGAUUCACCUAAUGGUAUUGAUGUUGCACCUGAUGAGAAACGUAAGGUUGACGAUGGUUCGAGCUCAAGCCAAGGAGGGAGUGGCCAGUUGGUUGCCACCAAGCCAAGAUCCGCGACAUUUCCUGUCAAUAUCAACUCCCUGAGACUAACUGCUGACAAGGUCUUGCCCAAAAUUACCCCAAAAAGAAUUAAUACUACUACUACUAAUAAUACUACUAAUGCUGCUAAUGCUGCUAAUGCUGCUAGUGCUGCUAGUGCUGCUGCUGCUACCUCUGGUUAUACUCACUCUGCUCCUCUCACAACUGUGAAGUCAAAGGAGUUUUCAUUUUUUGAAAGCCGCGAUGCAAACCACAACCGGCCUACCGCUGUUGUUGCUGCCGCUGCUGCCUCUGCUGUUGCCGUUGCAGUUGCAGAAUCGGCUCUUGUUGAUAGUGAUGACGGUGAGGGUGCUGCUGGUGGUGGCGCUGAAAAGCAAAACCCCACCACACUCAAGAAGGAUCGUUCCAACAGCUUUGAGUCGGUCACGUCCGACCCCAAGCGUCGUUUGUUAAAUGGCUCCAUAAAUGGCCCCCUCACAAACGUCCCCGCUGAUGAACACAGACAACACUACCACCCUGCAGUGCCUUUGAAGUCGUCAUUUUCCAUCCCAAACUCGUUGGACAUCUCAAUCGAAAUUGCCAAGUUGGAAGACUACCACCGAGUGGCAAAGACUUUGGUGUUGGCGUUUGAAGACGACCCCUUCACCAACUACAUUUUAAACACCUCCAAGUACGAUAAGGAGAUCACCCCCAAGCCGGUUUACAAGAAGAAGAAAAUGGACUUGAUGCUUUCCUACUUUGAGUACGCCGCUUAUGAGUGCUUAUCCACCGACGGCAUGAUCCUCAUUAUCAAGGAUAACCAUUUCGAGAAAUCUUUAGUCGACUUGGACGUCAAGUUGGACAAGUUCCCCUUUUUGGGCUGCGCGUUGUGGAACCAAAUCUACGGCUCCAACAUCAGCGACUCUAGCUCUGGUCUGGACUCGGACUACGACGACGACGACUACUUUGCCUCGGGCGACUUGUCCUUUAGAGACGCCAUGCACAAGAGCUGUUUGAAGUUCAACUUGAAAGCCAUCCGCGGCCAAUGCAGAUCAAAAGUGUUUAAGCAAAAACUCCCAUUUUUGACAAAAGUACGAAACGAAGUUUUGAUUAAGCAGCUCUUGCGUAAAAAGGAAGACGCCCAUCAUUUCCCGUGUGACGUUGACAUUUGGUACCUCAACGAUAUUGCCACGUUGCCACUGAUGCGAGGCAAAGGGUUGGGCAAAUUGUUGAUUGAGUACUCCAGAACCCGAUUCUCGAACCAGAACAAGAAGUCCUACAUUUACUUGGAAAGUUCGAACCCGGCCAACCGCAAGUUUUAUAUGAAGUUGGGGUUCACCUUGAUGAAAUCGUACUCCAUCAAAUACAACAAAUAUGUCGAUCCAGAAUCCGUCUUGGAUAAAGACCCCACGAACAAAGCCAUCAACAUGGAUGCGAUGUUGUUGUACCCUUAG